GUUCCAGGCUGCGUCUGUGGGGCGGCAGGAACGGCUGCGAGGGCCGCGUGGAGCUGUACGACGGCAGCACGUGGGGCACGGUGUGUGAUGACCAGUGGGACCUGCGGGAUGCCCAGGUGGUGUGUCGGCAGCUGGGCUGUGGGGAGGCCCUGGGUGCCCCACGCACUGCCCACUUUGGCCCGGGCUCCGGCCGCAUCUUCCUGGACGACGUGCAGUGCCGUGGGGACGAGCCCUCCCUGCAGAUGUGCAGGCACAACGGCUGGGGAGUGCACAACUGUGGGCACGUGGAGGAUGCCAGUGUCAUCUGUGCAGAGACGUCCACCCCACUGGACAUGAGCACCCCAGAGCCAUCCACAGCCAGAC
Messenger RNA from Neopelma chrysocephalum (saffron-crested tyrant-manakin), 363 nucleotides. Its product is annotated as scavenger receptor cysteine-rich domain-containing group B protein-like. The transcript has 2 exons. Lineage: Eukaryota; Metazoa; Chordata; Aves; Passeriformes; Pipridae. Gene Ontology annotation, cellular component: membrane. The annotation marks the transcript as partial. The record is from RefSeq and is a predicted model, not a curated record.